Melospiza georgiana is the source of this 2261-nucleotide messenger RNA. It is a transcript of the gene TEDC1, whose product is annotated as tubulin epsilon and delta complex 1. Lineage: Eukaryota; Metazoa; Chordata; Aves; Passeriformes; Passerellidae. The coding region runs from base 1 to 1377 and encodes 458 amino acids. The transcript is spliced from 8 exons. The record is from RefSeq and is a predicted model, not a curated record.
AUGCGCGGGCGGCAGCGGCAGCAGCCCCGGGAGCAGCAGCAGCAGCAGCCCCGGGAGGAGCCGCGGCAGCGGGGCCCGGCGCUGUCUGCCGCCGUCGGGGCGCUGUGCCGGGCCCUGCCGCCCCACGCCCGGCCCGCCCCCGACACCCUGCGCCGCGCCAGGUUCGAUCGGCCGCAGGCGAGCCUGGACUUCUGGAAGCUGCUGUAUGUGCUUCUGAAGCAGAUCCACGGGGGCAGCUGGACAGAGUCUGAUGCCAUAGGUGCCCAGGUGAGGUUUGUGCAGUGGGCUCUGUGGUACCGCGGCUACGGGCGGCCCCAGCUGCAGCGGCUGCCGGCCGAUGGCUCCGCGGGCAGCCGGGAGCUGCUGCUGGCCUUCUCCUGGCUGCUGCACCGCCCCGGCCUCCUGGAGCAGCUGCUGGCCCACAGCAGAGUGCAGACUGGGGACCACACCUCCGUGUGCACGUGUGGAGAUGAUGUGCCUGAGAGCCAGGAAGGCCCAGGUGAAGCAGGAGCUGAAGGCAGAGUGGAUGUUCGCUACCUGCAGUGGUUGCACGGGAGGCUGAGGUUGCAGUGGUGCAGUUUGCACGCUCAGCACCAGGAGCAAUGCAAACUUUUGCACAAGAUCCAUUCAUUCACCAGUGGCUCCCACAUGGACCAGAACCUUGGACAUUUCUCUGUCACAGAAGCAGAUCUCAUUAGACAUCCAGAGAACUACAAGCAGCUGUUGCAGCUCCUGGAGUCUGAGACCACGCAGCUGGAAGCCUUUCUGGAAUGGAAGCAACUGGAACCAGUUUACUGGCAGUGGAUGGAAACUGUGUUGGAUGACAUGGCUGAGGAGGGAAAUAUGUGUGAGUCCCAGGAUGCUGAUGUGGAGAAAAGAAGGCUGCCAGAAGUGACCUCCUGCUGCCCCUGGGCUGCCAGGCUGGCUGGGCAAAUGGACAGGUUAUCCAGGGACCUGCUGGCUCUGCAGGAGCAGCUGCAUCAGCUCGUGGCUCAGAGAAAGGCUGCCUGGUGGGAGAAGGUGGCAGCAAGAGAAGAGCUGCAGAAGGAGAGGUUCUCUGCCGCUGCUAGAAAAGCACAGGAAAGCACUGAGCUGAAACUGAGGGGUCUCACAUCCCUCUGUGCUCCACAGAAAACCAGAAUGCACGGUUUGUGCAGGCUGGUGCUGAGGAGCAAACAGCCUGCCAGCAAAGUGGCCUCUGGUCAGUGUGUGUCCAAGGAUGCUGCUGCAGCUCUCAGGGCUGCAGAGGUGAUCAGAGAGCUGCAGCUGAGGGAGGCCAGCCUGCAGAGAGAGCUGCAGCAGCUGCAGCAGCAGUGCAGGACCAGGCUGGAUGGCAUUGCAGAGGGCUUGGAGGGAGUGAUUUGUAUCUCCCCCUGAAGAGAGAAACCUGGGCUGGGAGAGGCAGAGGAAUAGAGUGGCUUGCUCACAUUGUGCAGCCUGGCACGGGGCAGUGUGAGCUGAGGAACCAAAUGGAAUUUUUAAUUCUGCAGCCUGGGAAUCAUAACUUGUUACUGCUUUGUGACUUGUGCUGGGGCCACAACCCCAGUGCUCUCUCUGCAGCCCCUUUAUUGCUAACCCUGCCAAUUAAAUCCUGCAUUGGGCCUUGGUGGGAGUGUGCAUAAAUCUCCCUUUUAUCUUCUGGAUUUCUGGUUCUUCUGCCAAGCCCUGGGCUCUUUACAGUGCUCAGCUGCGAGGCACGGUGUACACUGAGGCUGUGCAUUGAAGUACUAAUUGCAUUCAAUAUUUCCCAGCAACUGGAAGAGUUCAUUAGUCAGAAAAAUCCAAGUAUUGGAGAACAUGAAAAAUACCAAGGCUUAGAGAGAUUGGAAAUAUUCAAGAGUGUGUUGUUUUAAUUCAGCUGCUCGGAGUAUUUGUGGCAGCUGUAAUGUAGUCACAAUAAAGAAAAACAAAUGCCUAAUAAUAAAUAAAGCACUGGGCUGAUUUCAUUUACUGGUGUGAUGCACUUGAAUUAAUUGGGUUCUCAAAGAGAACAAACUAGAAACCAUUCCAUCAGCUCCUGAGUCACAGUGAGAUGGAUAACUUCUGGGCCUGCUAUAGGAAGUUUCUGUGGUGCAGAAAUACAACUCCAACUUCCACACUUGAGGAGUCUCCAGGUUCUGUCUCUGAAGGCUUCUUCCCUUGGAACAGUGAAAUGCUUUUCCUUUGGCCUUAAUUUCCUACCCUUUUCUGCUUUGCUUUCACCAAGGAAUAUUUUUAUGUUCUAGCUGUACACUCUGAGGAAUAAAUAAUAUUUCAAGAAA